AUGGGCAUAAACUGCUGCAAGCAAUCAUUUAGCACAGUAAGUGAUUGCAUUCAGGUGCCUAACUCAGCACCUGAGUCUAAAGAUUAAGAUUAAAGGGCUUAAAGUCUUCCAGGUUUGAUACCUCUGCACACUUUCGACAGCUGACACCUGCUUGCUGUACCCAUCAGUAACCUGUGGAACGUGUGUCUUCUCUCGGAGCUGGGCUUACACAGCCUACCCUGAGUCUCAAUUGGUUAGGAAGACUCCCGUGCUUCACGUCAUUAGGGUGUUUUGAAGUAAAGGUCAGCCCGAUACCUCCUGUCGGCCACCUUUAGGAAAGAUGGCACCCAGGAAAAAGAGCUACGGCCACCAGAAGCCGGGAGGAAAAGACUCGGAGUCAAAAACCAUCCAGAUAAUUAAUACUUCGGGCUGAAAUGGCACCAGCUUACUCCCAAGAACUAUCCACCCCAUACUGCACGCUCUAGGCAAUGCUAAGGGUUAUAAUUAAUGGGUUUCUUGCCUUGGUUUAGGCUAUAAACCAUUUUGGCGCCAGAGUAGUGCGACCUCCGUAAGGAUAUAUUCCGUCGCCGCCACCAUAUUAAUUAUCUGAGACUAAAAGGAAAGCGGUGCUUUCCAAAACCCCCACAAGGGCACACACAAUUACACUUAAAAUUACACAAAAUCAAUUAUAUCAGAAACGCAAGAAUCACACAACAAAAAAAGAAUAUUUGCCAACCCUGAGCGAAUCAUUCGUUUACGUAAACUAA
This is a messenger RNA of Blepharisma stoltei, 746 nucleotides long. Lineage: Eukaryota; Ciliophora; Heterotrichea; Heterotrichida; Blepharismidae. The record is from the annotation of a GenBank genome assembly.